CGUUGAUUUUUCUAAGUCUUUUUCACCCUUAACCACCACAGCCUACCCCUCGACUUUUUAUGUCAAAGAACAAGAAGACGAAGUCCCGAGGUAUACAUCCACUACUCCUCGCACAUGGCCAAGAACAAGAAGGAGAAGAAUCGAAGUAUGAAAGGUGAUUAUGCGACUUAUCACAAAACUGAGGUUUUUUGCAAGUGUUCCGAAUGUACUGGAGAAUGUAGGCCCAAGGGCAAGUCAGUACUGAAGUGGAAGGAACGGGAACAUCGCAAGAAGGAGGCGGAGCGCAAGAAGGCCCCCAGAAUGUGUCUGGAGUCCAUCAAGACCAUCGAAACACUUGCUGCACACCAGGUAAUGCAGCAACCUGAAGCAGGGCCUUCUUGGCGUGUUGUUGAAGCAACACACAACCAUCCUUUUCAAUUGUCUGAGCCACCUGAGCUGCGUCAUUCACGCUCUCUGCAGCAGCUCGAGUCUGCUCCUGAUAUGGAUGUAGAUGGUCUUGAUGUUGGCGAGAGUUGGAAUGACCUGCCUGAUGUUGGAAGUGCAGUUCCUAGUGUUGAAAGAAUGAUCGGAGAGACUUCUGGAGUCUCUGCAUCUGGGGAUUUGGCUCCAGACCCCCAGCUUACUACCCUGCCUGCUGAUGAUGACUUCGCUGAUGAUUUAUGCAGUGUCAUAUCAAAGGAGCUGCCAGCUGCACUUGACACUGAUGUUGACAUCAAUUUUAUACCUGACGAUGGCCAGGAUGAUUUGAUGUCUCUCGAUGGUGGUCAUGAGAUGGUAGAGAUAUGUGCAACUGAGCUGAGUAAUGGAAUAGAUGAUGAUGGCUCACAGGCACCAGUGGUGCCCACCCAUACUCACAAUCCGCAGAUGCACCUGGAAGAUGCCAUCACCAUGAAACAGCUGUCGAAGGGGAGCUAGUGCUGGAGCUUCCUCAUCCCCCCUCAGUAGUCUUAGCUGCAGCAUCCCCUCACUGGUUUUGGAAAAUUAUCCUGCUGCUCAUUGUGUGGCUAAAUUUUCACUAUCAUCUGCUGC
Suillus subaureus is the source of this 1029-nucleotide messenger RNA. RefSeq lists its product as uncharacterized. The transcript is spliced from 3 exons. The record is from RefSeq and is a predicted model, not a curated record. Bases 115 to 915 code for a protein of 266 amino acids. Lineage: Eukaryota; Fungi; Basidiomycota; Agaricomycetes; Boletales; Suillaceae.